AUGGCGAGGGCCGCCGCGCUCGCCUCGAGCCUGGAGGCCGUGCUGGGCAGCCGCCGCCAACGCCACCGCGUCUUCGAGAUCCUGGAGCCGCUGGCGGCCCAGGAGGAGGAGGAGGACAUCGUGAGCGCCGCCAGGACCUGCAGCCGGCUGUUCGGGGCGCUGCUGGAGCGCCGGGAGCUGUUCGUGGGGCCGCUGCCCGCCCAGGACGCCGCUCUGGCCGAUCGGUACAGCGCCGAGGACAAGUACAAGAUAUGGAUGAGGCACCGCUACCAGGACUGCGUGGGCUGCCUGGGCGAGCUGAUGGGGCACGACGCCUUCCAGGUCAAGGAAUUGUCACUCUGCACCCUCAUGAAGUUUGUUGAGUUAGAGGCACAGUAUCCAUUGAUCAAAAUAGAGUGGAAGGGGACUUUGACUUUUCCUUUUGACCUCCUUAAGGUGGUUGUUGAUGGUUUGCUUCCUGUAAAUGAGGAUGCUUCACUCCUGAUCUCUCGCUUCCAAGAGUACAUGGAGUAUGAUGACGUUCGGUACUUUGUCAUGAAGGCAGUCACUGCCAAUAUUGGACAAGUCAUGCAAAAGACAAAAGAGAGGCCGCUGCCCUUUUACCAGCAGAACGUGUUUUCCCUCAUUUCACCCAUUAACAUGCCAAACAAAGAGUCUGACAUGGUCAAGUUUAUGGUGAAGCAAGAAAAUCGUGAGGAAUUGAAAAUGUCGAAGCUGCAGGCACACAGGCAGGUGUUUCAGAAAAUGUGGCUCACUUUUUUGAAGCACAAGCUGCCCACUGGCCUUUACAAGAAGGUUCUUGUCAUUCUGCACGACUCUGUCCUGCCUUACAUGAACGAACCUACUCUCAUGAUGGACUUCCUGACAGUGGCCUAUGGCAUAGGUGGAGCAAUCAGUCUUCUAGCCCUAAAUGGAUUGUUUAUUCUGAUUCAUCAGCAUAAUUUGGAGUAUCCUGACUUUUACAAAAAGCUGUACAGUCUGUUAGACCCUUCCAUAUAUCACGUGAAGUACCGAGCUCGCUUCUUCCAUCUGACUGAUCUGUUUUUGUCUUCAUCUCACUUGCCAGCGUACCUGGUGGCAGCGUUCAUAAAGCGGCUCUCCCGGCUGGCCCUCACGGCUCCUCCCGAGUCCCUCCUCAUGAUCAUUCCCUUCAUCUGCAACCUCUUCCGGAGACACCCCGCCUGCAGAGUGCUGGUGCACAGACCUGGUGGGCCAGCAGAUAUGUCAGAAGAUCCAUAUAUUAUGGAGGAGGAGGAGCCAUCUGAAAGCAGAGCUUUGGAGAGCUCCCUCUGGGAGAUUCAGUCUCUCCAGAACCAUUAUCACCCAGAUGUGGCCAAAGCAGCUGCUGUCCUGAAUCAGUCACUGUCUGAGAUGGAGGAUGACAUAUCAGGGCUCCUGGAGCUCUCAGGUUAUGAGCUUUUUGAUAAAGAAGUAAAGAAAAAGGCUACCGAUGUGCCCCUGGAGUUUGAGCAAGUACGAGGUUUGUUUGGGAAGAAAAAUGAUAUUUUUGCAGAGCACUUCAGUUUAGAUUGAUGCCAUCUCUUACAAACACACCUGUGCAACUCCCUGAUCUUAGGGACACUCACAGAGCUCCCAUGUGCUCUGCAAUCCUUCCCUGUGAUGGAGCUGGACUGCUUGGCAGAGGUGCAGCCUUCCUCGGUGACCUUUGCCACUACCCCUGGAUGGACUUCCCUGCGUUUCUCACGCUUGCAAACUGCUGCCACUUGGUAUUUGGGAGGGAUUUUUUCUGGGAGCAAGCUUUUCUGGACUGGUUCAUGGCUG
Molecule: messenger RNA, 1782 nt
Organism: Manacus vitellinus (golden-collared manakin)
Lineage: Eukaryota; Metazoa; Chordata; Aves; Passeriformes; Pipridae
Gene: NOC4L
Product: nucleolar complex associated 4 homolog
Biological process (GO): ribosome biogenesis
Cellular component (GO): nucleolus; Noc4p-Nop14p complex; small-subunit processome
Source: RefSeq, a predicted model, not a curated record